Molecule: messenger RNA, 1383 nt
Organism: Beauveria bassiana ARSEF 2860
Lineage: Eukaryota; Fungi; Ascomycota; Sordariomycetes; Hypocreales; Cordycipitaceae
Product: Cytochrome P450 CYP570E2
Exons: 6
Coding region: 1-1383 (460 amino acids)
Molecular function (GO): heme binding; oxidoreductase activity, acting on paired donors, with incorporation or reduction of molecular oxygen; monooxygenase activity
Source: RefSeq, a predicted model, not a curated record
AUGAGCGGCGUCUUUCCGCAAACUCUAAAAGAGGCAACGGACAGAUAUGGUCCUCUUGUCCGAAUUGGUCCCAAUCAGUUGGUAUCCUCAGACCCCGAGGUCCUCCGUCGCAUGUCUGCUGUGCGGGGUAACUAUGUCAAAGCAAGAUUCUAUAAAGCUGCGAGAGUCGUACCCGGCGUUGAUAAUGUGGUGUCUGCAUUAGACGAGGACAAGCACAAGGCCAUGCGUGCCCAAAUGAACUCGACGUUUACGGCCAAGGGCGACGAGGAAUAUGGGUUCGAGGCCGCAAUGGGCCGACAAAUACAAAACUUUGUCACAAUGCUGGGAAUCAAGUACACAUCUGCAGACUCGGAAAUUCGCCCAGUCGACAUGGCUGAAAAGAUCCAAUUCCUCGCACUGGAUAUAAUCGGAGACAUCUCUCUCGGGAAGCCAUUUGGCUACUUGAAACAAGAUCGAGAUCUAUAUAAUUUCAAUGAGAUUAAUAUGUCGUCCUUGCCGAUACUGACAUUCGUCUCAAUCUUGCCAGGCAUUGCGGAUGUUAUACACACAUGGCCGUUUCGAUUGGCUUUACCCAAGGAAGGAGACCAGGUUGGAUUCGGGCGCUUGCUAGAGCUUGUCACUAAAUCGGUCGAGACAGCAAUGCACCGAAAUGAGGCCAAAGAAGGUGCCCUGGUACAGAAUCAUGUUCACAUUGGCUUGACAAAGGAUGACAUGAUUCAGCAAGGAUUUGUUGCCAUAAUCGCAGGGUCCAACACAACCGCGCACUCUAUACUCAUGACUCUCCUGUCUCUAAUCGCGGCGCCGACGGCUUUCAAAGCUCUUCAAAAAGAAAUUGAUGAAGCCAGCUCAAGUGUCCACGACCCCAUCUCGUGGCAUGAAAUACGACAGCUCCCUUAUUUACAAGCGGUGAUCAAGGAGAGCCUUCGCAUGUGGCCGCCCGUGAGCGGCCUUGGAUUUAAGCUUGUGCCGCCGGGCGGCGAACACAUUAAUGGAUUCUUUGUGCCCGGCGGUACUGAGAUUGGGCAAGCAUUCUUGGCCGUGGGUAGGUCCAGGCAGAUCUGGGGAGCAGAUGCGGAUGUUUUUCGGCCGGAGCGCUGGCUGUGUGCUAGCCAUGCCGACUUGACCAAGAUGAACAAGGCCGCGGACACGCACUUUGGGGGAGGCAAGUUCUCCUGUCUAGGAAAGCCAAUUGCAAUGAUGGAGUUGCAUAAAACAGUAUAUGAGCUUAUGAAACGAUUCGACAUGGCCAUCAUUCACCCAGACAAGCCCAUGAAGACAAAGGCAUCGAUUUUUGUUUGCGAUACCGACUUUUGGGUUACACUGCGAAGACGGCCGGCACCAAAUGAAUGCCAAACCUUGAAUGAAGAGCACCCUGCAGAUUGA